Symbiodinium sp. CCMP2456 is the source of this 1155-nucleotide messenger RNA. The record is from the annotation of a GenBank genome assembly. Lineage: Eukaryota; Dinophyceae; Suessiales; Symbiodiniaceae.
AUGGACCGUCACGAGUAUGAGGAAGUCAUCGCCAACCAGCCCGUUGUGAUCGACAAUGGCUCUGGGGUCAUCAAGGCGGGGUUUGCCGGAGAUGACUCCGUCAAGCUGCUACAUCCUUCCUUUGUUGGCAGGCCAAAGCAUCAGCGAGUGAUGGCUGGUGCCGCCGAGGGUGAUAACGGAGACAUAUUUGUUGGUGAGCGUGCGGAAAAAUUCCGUGGCAUUCUGUCUCUCAAGUAUCCCAUGGAGCAUGGCAUCGUGCAGCACUGGGAUGACAUGGAACUCAUUUGGCGCCAUGUUUACUCCGAGAUGAAAGUGAAUGCUGAGGAGCAUCCAGUUCUCCUCACCGAGGCCCCGCUCAAUCCGCGGAAGAACCGUGAGAAAGCAGCGGAGAUCUUUUUCGAGACCUUCGGUUGUCCAGCGCUCUUCGUCUCUGCACAGGCCAUUCUUUCUCUGUAUGCGAGUGGAAGAACGACCGGGGUGGUCCUGGACUCCGGCGAUGGCGUGACGCAUGCCGUCCCUGUCUAUGAAGGAUUUGCCCUGCCACAUGCGGUGAUGAGGUCCGAUGUCGCAGGCCGUGACGUCACUGAUCACUUGCUGCUCCAGUUGCGCCGCACUGGGCAUGUUUUUCACACAUCGGCGGAAAGGGAAGUGGUCCGUCAAAUCAAGGAGAAGGAGUGCUAUGUUGCACUGAAUCCGCAGAAAGAGGAGCAAGGAGAGCACGACAAGGCCUCCAUGCAGCACCAAUACAAGCUGCCGGAUGGCUCCGUGAUCAACCUCGGUGCAGAGAGGUUUCGAGCGCCCGAGAUCUUGUUUCAUCCCGACCUGAUUGGCCUGGAAUAUCCAGGCAUCCACGAAUUGCUCGCCACCUCCAUCAACAGAGCCGACCUCGACUUGCGGAUGACGCUCUUCUCCCAGAUCGUCCUAUCGGGGGGAUCCACAAUGUUCGAGAAGUUCGGUGACAGGCUUUUAAGCGAGGUGAAGAAACUUGCGCCGAAGGACAUCAAAAUAAGAAUUAUUGCGCCACCAGAGCGAAAGCUCUCGACGUGGAUAGGUGGUUCAAUCCUGGCAUCCCUAGCAACAUUCAAGAAGAUGUGGGUUACAAAAGAAGAGUUCGAAGAAGAUGGGUACUCCAUUCUGCAUAAGAAAGCUUUCUGA